AUUGUGCAGAGUUAUUUACUAUGUGCUUCCUUAUUACAGCGGUUUAGUCGUCAUUACGUCGAGAUAUCUGUUUACACAUAAAAUUACGUCGCGUCGAGAUUUAUUUUUCGUUUUAAUUGUUUUAUUGAUCGCGUUUCCAAAUACUAUUUAUGCAGAACAAAGUUUUCAAAUUUCGUUUUAAUGUUUGUGCUUUUCACUCGUUUUACUCGUAACUAAGGAAUGCUAAAUCGUGUAUGAUACAUUUUGAACGCGUUUUUAUUGUUGUUGUCAUUUAAAAAACAUAUGUUAAAGCUAUUUAUCGCCAGUCUUCACGUAGUUUCAUCGACAAUUUUCGAAAAUGAGCAUACAGGAUGAAAGUUUUCCACAUGACGAACUCUUCGAGGCAGAUCUCUCACCCACGCCACUUAAUAGGUUUCAGUUUCCACACCGCUUGCGUGAACGGCAACAACAAAAGCUGUACAACGGUGAAAUUCCCAAAAGUCCACUUACUUUGGUGCACAAUCUCAACAUAUCCAGCUCAUCCGCUGACCAAACAAUCUCCUCCGCAGAAUCCGUUACAGAGCAACCCCGUAACGCUGCAAUGCUAAGUAAUCAUCGCAUGAUUAAGAGCGACCAAAGUGAUCUCGCUAACAUGGGUGAAACGCGCGCACAACUGCUUGGAGGCGAACAUAAAUCCCGCUCUUACCAGGAUAUACAUUCGGAGUACACGAAGCGGCGCUACAAGCAUGUCGAGAGUAAAGUCGGACAAUAUAUCGCAAAUAUACGCAACGAGGAUGAGCGACGUCGCAAGUUGGCCCGCUUCCAAAGGCACCGCUCCAUGCCCUUGGCACUGGUGCACGAUCCGCACGCAUUGAAGAGGCUGCAGUUGCAGCGUGGCGUGACCGCGAUGGCGGACAGUUUGAGCCAAGCGCUUGUACGCGUCAUUGAUGGUGUUGAAGAGGAGGCGGACGAAAUGGAGCAGGAAGCGAGCGCAGACUUGUCCAGCAGCAAUUUAACGGCGCUUACAUCAGGGACUAUGUCUACACAGAGUGGCAGUGGCGGCGCUGCCGAUGACGAUGACGACGACGUUGCAGAGAUUAACCAUACACGGCAGACAGACGAGAGUGGGGAGAACGAUUUGUGCGCCGCUCAUAAAGUUGGUGCAGUGGACAAAGCUACUUAUGCGCUCUUACUGGACGAACGCGAUCGUUUGCAAUCGUACAAUGACUACCAGCAGUUGAAGCUGGAUGAGAAGCAGAGUGAAAUUACGCGUCUGAGACAAAAUGUGGACUUCUUGCGUGUACGGCUGAGUACCGCCGAGGAUCAGCUGAAGCGAAAUGUUAGUGGUCGUCAUACAUUGAAUGGCAUGACAAGCGGCCCGCUUGGGUACAGUCACUCGAGUACGUCUGGUAUGCCUUAUUGGGGUACCGGACGGCAAUCAUUGCAGGGUUUGCUUUAUUGCGCCACAAAAACUACGAAGGGAACACAGACAGAAUUCGAGCACCACUCGCCACCACCUCCACCGCCGCCAUCACCGUCUCCGCUACAUGUCGGUAUACCAAAUAAUGAAAUGCACAUAUUUGUGACACCCGACUCGCCGGACGCCAAUAAUAACCAAUGCGUGGAGGGUACAUUGGAGGCGUGUGAACGGAACAUUAAAAGCGUGGCUGCCAUACAACCGAUGUCAUUGAAUUUCUGCAACUAUACGGAUGGGUUGAGUGCCGAACGGCGUUUGGCCACAGAAAAAGCCUCACUACGCAAACGCAGCAACUCUCUUAAGUUUCGGGAAGCACAAGCUCAAACGGUUGCGACCCACAACAGCGAUAAGUCACAACAUAAUUCGCGCACAAGUCAGCCGAGCAGCUCCGAUUCGGCCAUUGAUGUCGGAGCGAUUGAGUUGUCUUCGUCGCCGAAAUCUGCACAUAGUAAGCGAUACACAGUCGAACCCAGUGAACAUACGACGUUUGCGCCGAAAGUUCGCAGUUUACACUAUAAUCGUGAGCAGCGAACUCCAUCGCCGUCGGGUUUGUAUAUUGCACAUUGUUCCAACAGCACCGCAAUGGAUAUCUCAGCAGCUGUAGAUGCUACGCAAGGCGCGCGCAGGUCGACGCUUCAGAAGUGUGGUGGCGCGGGUGGCAGGUCUAUAUCACGACGCUGGUUACGUUUGUUUGGUAGUUGCAUGCGUUGCAAGAACCCGCGACAGACCGAACGUGAGCAGUUCGCUCUACAACAGACUUACACACAAAUUCCGUUGUUGGAAACUACUUUCGAUAGAAGCGCUAUACCGUUGGUCUCGAAUUAAAGCGAUGCCAAUUUUUGAGUUUAAUUUUUUUAAUUUUUCAUUUUAUUCAGAUUUGGUCUGUUCGAAAACCGUUCUUGAAUUUGGAAGUUUUUGUAUAUUUCCGAUAUUCACUUUAGUUAUUUAUGUAGUAAUUAAUUACUUUUUGUUUAAGUUUCGUUUAUAAAGUUUAUUUUCUUUGUUGUAAUACCAAUAACUUACCGCUUCAAUAAAUAAAAAUUUAAUUUUCGAAAGGUGGGAAAUCGAUCCUUACUAAUGUUCGGG
Bactrocera dorsalis (oriental fruit fly) is the source of this 2542-nucleotide messenger RNA. RefSeq names its product protein swallow. The transcript has 2 exons. NCBI's taxonomy places the organism in Eukaryota, Metazoa, Arthropoda, Insecta, Diptera, Tephritidae. The record is from RefSeq and is a predicted model, not a curated record. The coding region runs from base 338 to 2281 and encodes 647 amino acids.